CAUUGGCCAGUUUAAUGGCCAACCCUUUUUUUGAAUUUUGUCUUGUAUCGCUCUAAACAGUUUGUUAGCAGACGCUGUUUGUAGUCAGUAAAGGAGGUUAAACGUUUGAACUCAAGUGCAGAUAGAAAACUGACUAACGUCGUGGCCUUUUGAGGUUGAAGAUAAAUGAUCAGCCAACAUGACGCUCAACUUGGGUGUUAGGGCUCUUCUCGGCUGGGUAAACAGCUUAAAACUGGCCAACCAAGAACUAACUAUUGACGAUUUACGUGAUGGAUUGGUCAUAUUUAAAGUUGUUUGUAUGCUUAAAAAAGGACCCAGUCCUUAUUUGACUUCUUCCACCGAUGAUCCAUUGAAACUCAUUGCAGAUUUCUUGCAAAAGGAUUGCAGAUUUCGUGGAGCAUCAUUAUGUUGGAACAACAUGACAGAUGACACCAGUCUAACUAUAGAAAUUGCAAAGGUGCUCCUGUUGCUUGUGUACCAUGACAUGAUGAACGAACGCUGUACCCUUCAUUUGUUAGAUUCUGACACAGAGCAAGAGAUAGCAAACUUGACCAGUCGCUUUGUGAUGGAGAGCGAGGGCUCUGUUAAUCUCAGUCAUGGACUUGAUGCAUAUUUGGCAAGGAGAUAUUUGCCUGUCUGUCGUGAAAUAUUGGAUCGAACAACAACCACCCCAUCCUCAACUGUGUCAACUAUCUCUUCAGUCUCAGAUGAUGAGUCCCCCAUCUUUCGUCGAACACACAAAAUUAUGUUUAUGGAGAUGCAAACUGUGGCCUCGUCCUCAGUCAGCAAGUCCCCUCUGCAGGACAUUAUGAACACACCCAAAUUUCAGUUGAGGAAGAUGCAGAGACAGAUGAUCAAGGAGCGAGACUACAGAGACAGCUUGGAAAGGGAGCUGGCCAGCAAGAUCACACUUAUUACACAAAGAGAGUCGCUGAUUAAUCAGCUUCAGUACCACCUGGACAAGAUGAAAGAAGAGCAGAAUAAUCAGGAACAGGUUACCAGGGAACAAAUCAACGAGCUGGAGAUGAAGAAUGACACGUUACAUGUGCGCCUUAAUGAGAUGCUGAAGCAAAAUAAAGACCUCAAGAAUACUUCUUUAUUAAUGGAGCGGAAAGUAGACGACCUUACGGAUGAGAAUGGUGUUCUCUCCUCCCAGGUGAGAGCUGUGUGUUCGCAGCUUGCUACCUUUGAGGCAGAAGUUAGCCGACUGACAGAAAUCCAAGCAUCGGCUCAGGAGGAGUGGACAAGCAAAACAAGCCACCUGCAGUUUGAACUUCACCAAGCUACUGCUCAAAAGGAGCUCUUGACAGAACAAAUCCAAAUCCUUCAGGGAAAGAUUUCCUGUUUGGAGGAUGAAAUAAUUAGGGUCACAAAGGAAGAAGUGGGAGAGAAUAUGGGACCUGUAAUGGAGAGGGAAAUGUUUGAGACUAAAAUCAACAAUUUGAGGAAUGAACUGGAGAGCACGUUUAGCUCCCUGAAAAAGGCCGAGCUGGAGGUUGAGGCCAAAUCACAAAAGCUGGCAGAUUAUCAACAGGAAAUCAGCCAACAGAAAGAGCUGCUGGAGCAACAGAAGUCGGAGGCUGAAGAAAUUAUUCAAGCAAAGGAUGAAAUCUUGGACAAGAUUCAAAAGGAGAUGUCUGAACAGAGAGCACGCCUCCAGCAGGAGAUCGAGGAUCUUAAGCUUCAACUCGAGAAAGUUGAGCAGCAGAGAACGGAGCAGACGACCAGACUGCAGCAGCAUGUUGCUGUUUGUGAACAGGAAAUCCAGAAACUAAAGGAUUUAAAAAAAGAAAAGGAAGAUCUUCUAAACCAGACUGAAGAAAAAGUGAAAGAUCUUGAGACAAGGUUAUGUGCUGCAGGUUCCUGCUUGGCUGAUAGAGACCAACAAAUUAACACUCUUAUGGAAGAAGUUGACAGUCUUACGGAUGAAACUAAAAGAAACAAAGAUGAAAUCAAAGCUAAAGAGGAAAUGCUUGCCAGUUUACAACUGCAGAAAUUGAAUGAGCAAAAAAUUCUUCAUGAUAAAAUCCAGACUUUAGCAGUUCAAGUGGAUGUGCUUGGCUCGUCUCUCAAACAGGCAGAGCAACAAAUUCUAAUUGAGCAAGAACUUUUAGCCAAAACCCAACAAGAGAAUGUCCAACAAACGGAGUCACUACAGCUAAGGAUUGCAAGCUGUGAAGAGGAGAUUCAGAGGCUUCAAGCACAGAUCCAAACCAAAAAUGAGCAGCUUGUCAAGCUACAGACUGAAAGUGCUCUGCAGACUGAAAUCAUGGAGCGAGGGAUUAAUGACUUAAAAAGUAAUUUAGAAAGUCUGAAUGACUCCCUCACACAAGCUAAGGAACACGCUGAGGCUCAGCAGGUACUGCUUAACAACCAGCAACAGGAGAGUGCUCAUCAGAAAGAGCUGCUGCAACAGCAGCUGUCUGCCUCUGAGGAGCAGGUUCACAGCAUGAAGGAGGAGAUCCAGACAAAAGAGGAAGAAAUGAACAGGCUAAAAGAUCAAAAGGUACAGGAGGCAGAACUACUAAAUAAUGAGAUCCAAGACUUGAAGAAGCAGGUUGAGUGUCUCUGCUCUUCACUGAAGUCUGCUGAGGAGACUUUAAAAACCAAGGAACAUGUGUUUGCGGAGCAGCAGAUACAGAACAGUCAGCAGAUGGAGCUACUGCAGGCUCAGAUGGUAGCCUCUCAUGAUGAAGUGAAGAGGCUAAAUGCAGAGAUUAAUGCUAGGGAGGAACAGCUGGUUCAGCUGAAGUCUGAGACGUCUACACACUCGCAGCAGCUUCAGGAGGAAAUUGACCAUCUAACUAAACAAAUGCAAAUCAUGAGCAGUUCUCUUCAGGAGGCAAAAGACCAAGUUCAGGCUAAAGAUGAUUUGUUGGCCAAGCAGCAGCAGGACAGCACUCUGCAGAUUGAGGCUCUUAAGGAACACAGUGCUGCUCUGGAGGAGAAGAUCAAUCAGCUGCAGGAGGAAGUCCAAACCAAAGAAAGUGAAGCUGCUCAGCUCAAGGUUGAAAGCAGCAAAGAGUCAGAAGUUCUACAGAAUGAGAUCCAAGCUCUGAAAGGUCAAGUCUUGGGUCUGAGUGAGUCACUGAAAACUGCAACAGAGCAGGUCCAGGCUAAAGAGGAAGAACUGGCUCAGAAAAACCUAGAGCUUUCUCAGGAGAAGGAGACCUUCAAGUUCAAGAUUUCAGCCUCUGAAGAGGAGAUGGGAGGACUUAAAGAGCAGAUUCAGAUUAAAGAGGAGCAACUAGUCUCACUAAAACAUGACAGCUCUGCACAUUCUGACAAGCUACAACAAGAGAUCAGCGCUCUAACAAAGGAACUAGAUGAGAUGAGCUCUUCUCUUACAAAGGCUGAGGAAAGGAUUCAGAUGCAUCUUGUUACCAUUAACAACCAGGAACAGGAGAGUGCUAAUCAGAAAGAGCUCCUGCAACAACAACUGUCUGCCUCUGAGGAGCAGGUCCAGAGCAUGAAGGAGGAGAUCCAGACAAAAGAGGAAGAAGUAAACAGACUGAAAUAUCAGAGUUCACAGGAGGCAGAACUAUUAAAUAACGAGAUCCAAGACUUGAAGAAGCAGGUUGACCGUCUCUGCUCUUCACUGAAGUCUGCUGAGGAGACUUUACAAACCAAGGAACAUGUAUUUGCAGAGCAGCAGAUACAGAACAGUCAGCAGAUGGAGCUACUGCAGGCUCAGAUGGUAGCAUCUCAUGAUGAAGUGAAGAGGCUAAAUGCAGAGAUUAAUGCUAGGGAGGAACAGCUGGUUCAGCUGAAGUCUGAGACGUCUACACACUCGCAGCAGCUUCAGGAGGAAAUUGACCAUCUAACUAAACAAAUGCAAAUCAUGAGCAGUUCUCUUCAGGAGGCAAAAGACCAAGUUCAGGCUAAAGAUGAUUUGUUGGCCAAGCAGCAGCAGGACAGCACUCUGCAGAUUGAGGCUCUUAAGGAACACAGUGCUGCUCUGGAGGAGAAGAUCAAUCAGCUGCAGGAGGAAGUCCAAACCAAAGAAAGUGAAGCUGCUCAGCUCAAGGUUGAAAGCAGCAAAGAGUCAGAAGUUCUACAGAAUGAGAUCCAAGCUCUGAAAAAUCAAAUGCUGGGUCUGAGUGAGUCACUGAAAACUGCAACAGAGCAGGUCCAGGCUAAAGAGGAAGAACUGGCUCAGAAAAACCUAGAGCUUUCUCAGGAGAAGGAGACUUUCAAAAUGAAGAUUUCAGCCUCUGACGAGGAGAUGGGAGGACUUAAAGAGCAGAUCCGGAUUAAAGAGGAGCAACUAGUCUCACUAAAACAUGACAGCUCUGCACAUUCUGACAAGCUACAACACGAGAUCAGCGCUCUAACAAAGGAACUAGAUGAGAUGAGCUCUUCUCUUACAAAGGCUGAGGAAACGAUUCAGAUGCAUCUUGUUACCAUUAACAACCAGGAGCAGGAGAGUGCUAAUCAGAAAGAGCUCCUGCAACAACAACUGUCUGCCUCUGAGGAGCAGGUUCACAGCAUGAAGGAGGAGAUCCAGACAAAAGAGGAAGAAAUGAACAGGCUAAAAGAUCAAAAGGUACAGGAGGCAGAACUACUAAAUAAUGAGAUCCAAGACUUGAAGAAGCAGGUUGAGUGUCUCUGUUCUUCACUGAAGUCUGCUGAGGAGACUUUACAAACCAAGGAACAUGUGUUUGCGGAGCAGCAGAUACAGAACAGUCAGCAGAUGGAGCUACUGCAGGCUCAGAUGGUAGCAUCUCAUGAUGAAGUGAAGAGGCUAAAUGCAGAGAUUAAUGCUAGGGAGGAACAGCUGGUUCAGCUGAAGUCUGAGACGUCUACACACUCGCAGCAGCUUCAGGAGGAAAUUGACCAUCUAACUAAACAAAUGCAAACCAUAAGCAGUUCUCUUCAGGAGGCAAAAGACCAAGUUCGGGCUAAAGAUGAUUUGUUGGCCAAGCAGCAGCAGGACAGCACUCUGCAGAUUGAGGCUCUUAAGGAACACAGUGCUGCUCUGGAGGAGAAGAUCAAUCAGCUGAAAGAGGAAGUCCAAACCAAAGAAAGUGAAGCUGCUCAGCUCAAGGUUGAAAGCAGCAAAGAGUCAGAAGUUCUACAGAAUGAGAUCCAAGCUCUGAAAAAUCAAAUGCUGGGUCUGAGUGAGUCACUGAAAACUGCAACAGAGCAGGUCCAGGCUAAAGAGGAAGAACUGGCUCAGAAAAACCUAGAGCUUUCUCAGGAGAAGGAGACCUUCAAGUUCAAGAUGUCAGCCUCUGAAGAGGAGAUGGGAGGACUUAAAGAGCAGAUCCGGAUUAAAGAGGAGCAACUAGUCUCACUAAAACAUGACAGCUCUGCACUUGAGGUUUCACUGAGAAAGGCAGUGGAGGAAAUGCAAUCUAAGGAUGAGCUGUUGGUGCAAAAGCAGCAGGAGAAUGCUCACCUGGUGAAGUCACACCAUAGUUUGGAGGAGAGAGUCAAACAAGUGGAUAUUCUACAGAAACAGAUCUACACCUACAAGGAGGAGAUUCAAAAGCUAAAUGAAUCUGUCCUUAAGAAGGAGAAGCUCCUACGGGCUCAGGAGAAGCUUCAAGAGCAGGUGGAAUCCAUUUCUCAGCAACUCCAUGCCAAGGAGCAGAUGUUACUUGAAGCUAAACAGGAAUGUGCACAGCAGGUGAACAUUCUCCAGCAGCAGCUUUGCUCCGUGAACGCGGAACUGAGUCAACACAAAGAAUCUGCAGCCCUCAGGCUAAAAGAAGUUACAGAGGAGCUGCAGGUUGUCACUUUAAAGGAAAAGGAGACUCUUGUCGAAAAAGAAAUACUUCUGGCGAAGACAGUCCAGACAGAAAAGGCUGUAAACACUUUGGAGAAACGAGUCGAAGUUAUGACCGUAGAGGCUGAGAAACUCACUCAAGCAAAGCAGUCUUUAGAGAGAGAGACCGCAGCCUCCCGUAAGCUGGAAUCUGUCCUACAGCAGGAGCUGGAAAUGCUCAAAAAGGAGAACGAGAAACUCUUGCAGGAGAGAGAAACGGUAGAAGAAAGCAAGGCCCUGAUGAGAGACCUGCAGGAUCAGCUCUCUGAGAAGUCAGGGGCCGUAGAACACUACAAGGCGCAGAUGGAGAACGCGGCUAAUCACUACAAAAGCAAGAAGCAGCUUCUCCAGAAAAGCGAGGAGGAGGUGGCCAAUCUGAGGCAUUUGAUGGACAUCAAAGAGCAGGAACUGAAAAGCACCGCACUGGAAAACAAGCGGCUUCAGUUGGAUUUGGACCAGGUGCAAAGCAGCGAGAAGAAACUUCUGAAAACCGUGGCCAGUUUGGAGGCACAGCUGGCUUACGCAGAUCGUAACCUGCGGGCACAAAAUAAGAUCUACGGAAACGAAGGCCGAACCGCAGACUCGAGCUACUUGAAGGUUCCCACUGCGUAUUCAAGCACUGACGUGAGAGAACCCGUGAGGAGAACGUUGAGCUCCGACAGCCUGGACCACAGCUCCCUGGACGACUCUCUAAACAGCACCAGGAAGCUGUCAGCGCCUGAAGAGUCCAGCACGCCGCUGGUUCGUAGCUCGGAGCGUCUGGCCAAACGCCGCGCUCUGCAGGCCGAGUCCCUGGAAACCUUGUACUUCACACCUAUAAACGCCAAGCAAGUCAGCAGGGCCAGUACACAUCACAAAGAACUGGAUUCAGAACGGAAAAAUCCAACAUCAUCCGUCAAACGACGAAGGACGACGCAGGUUAUAAACAUCACUUUGACCAAGAAAACUCCAGGCUGUGGUGAAGAAGAUGAGACUUUCUAUAGUCUGGCUUCAGCCCGCUCCCAACCAAACCUUUCAAGUGCCCACUCGGCACGGCCGGUGUCUAUGGAGCUGUUUGAAACACCUGCCAAAAGGACCGCUGGGGCCAGCGACCAGCUUCUCGGUCUUCCAGGGUUGAGACGGAGCACAAUUCAUUCACAGACCACUAGUACAUUCUGUGUGAAGGCAGAGAAUGAGCCGGAAAGUGGACCUGACGAUUGGAUGAGAAUUGCUGAGCUCCAGGCCAGAAACAAGGCCUGCCUUCCUCACUUGAAGAGCAGCUACCCCAUCGAGUGUGAGACUGGCCGUAAUGGUGCAUUCAUCUUCACGGACGAAGAGCUUCGUACAGGAGAUCCAUCUGACACGAUCCGUCGGGUGUCCAUGAUGCCCGGCCAACUGCAAGACUCGCUGGUUUCCCAUCGACAGUCGCUCAUGUUGGGACAGACGGGUGUCGCAGCCAACACUCGUUCCCACCGUCUGUCUUUGAUGCCUGGUCAACUGUCAUCAAAAGCUCCCAGCUCUGCUCAGCUGAGAAGCCCGAUUGGGACAAAGCGGACUUCAUCUGUGUUGUCUGUAAAUCACACUUCGCCUGAGAAAAAGGUGAAGGCCAGCUGCUUCCCCCGGCCCCUGACUCCCAAAAACAAAAAUGUGAUCAGUGGGUCCACUUCUCAUCUUCACCCUGUUCUCAGUCCAGCUGAACGCCGCCAGUCUAUGAUGUUCAGUAUUGACAACACCCCCAAGAAAAACAACUACCUAAAGAAAGGGCUGAACAAAUUACGCAGCUCCACCAGGAAAUCACCUGGCAAAGUUUCAAAGAAGUCCCCCGCUCAGACAACUUCAUGCAAGUCCCAGGAAAACAUGUUUUCUCACCCUGGACAAGGAAGAACAGGGAGAGGCAGGAACUUUAAAUCUCCACAACCUACCAGCAGACCGGCAAAGUCUCCUGGACUGACGUCUAGUGCUCGCAAGGACAUUGCUGGAGCCCUUUAAAGAUAAUGCGAAGGAUGAAUGUGUGAUGACAAUCAUUCCUAAAUCGAAGUACAGAUCUUCUACUAGUCUAUUUUACUACUUUGUCCUUAAGGACUUUUCUCAACGUUGGUUGUCUUAAUCUGCCCUUCUUUCAUUUGUAUAAUAUUUACAUAUUUGAAUAAAAUACUUUAAAUACCA
Betta splendens (Siamese fighting fish) is the source of this 7915-nucleotide messenger RNA. RefSeq names its product nuclear mitotic apparatus protein 1 (gene numa1). Bases 179 to 7738 code for a protein of 2519 amino acids. NCBI's taxonomy places the organism in Eukaryota, Metazoa, Chordata, Actinopteri, Anabantiformes, Osphronemidae. Gene Ontology annotation, biological process: establishment of mitotic spindle orientation. Gene Ontology annotation, cellular component: centrosome; spindle pole; spindle microtubule. The record is from RefSeq and is a predicted model, not a curated record. The transcript has 25 exons. Gene Ontology annotation, molecular function: microtubule binding.